AUGUCGGAGACUGUGGAGUAUCAAGGAGAUGAACGGAUACGACAGGAUAGUUCGGGCCUUGCUCCCGAGAAGCCAAUUGCUCGCUGCAUUGAACGGACAUCCGAGGUCAUCAUGGCCGACAAUGCGAAGCAGGGCGCCGACCUGGAAAAGCAGAUGACAUUGGGUCGAGCCCUCAAACUUUAUCCCAAGGCUGUGUUCUGGUCGAUCGUUCUAUCGACUGCCUUGGUGAUGGAAGGUUAUGAUACCCUUCUGAUAGCCAACUUCUAUGCGUUACCCAGAUUCAGCGAGAAAUAUGGCACCUUAGAUACGGGAACUGGAGAAUACAAAGUAUCAGCUCCAUGGCGCUCUGGUUUGUCCGAUGGUGCUGCCGUCGGUGAAAUCAUUGGACUUUUCUUGACCGGUUACAUUUCGGAGCGCAUCGGUUAUCGCAAGACAAUUCUCGGGGCUUUGAUCACGAUCACCGGAUUCAUCUUCAUUGUUUUCUUUGCUGUGGACGUCAAGAUGCUUCUAAUUGGUGAGAUACUUUGUGGUUUGCCGUGGGGUGUGUUCCAAACAAUUACGACUGCGUAUGCUUCCGAGGUGUGCCCGGUUAGUCUGAGGGCAUACUUAACGACUUACAACAAUUUGUGCUGGGUUAUCGGUCAUUUUAUCGCCUCUGGAGUACUCCGUGGAAUGGUCGACAACACUACGGCCGACGCCUAUCGUAUUCCCUUUGGAAUCCAGUGGAUAUGGCCACCAAUCCUCAUUGUCGGUGUUUAUUUCGCACCCGAGUCCCCUUGGUGGUUGAUUCGUAAGGGUCGGGUGGAAGAGGCCAAACGUUCAUUGUUGAGGCUCACAACUACAAAUGAUCCGGAAUUUGACGUCGACAAAACCCUCGCGAUGAUGCAGCACACGAAUCAACUGGAACAGGAGAUCUCUUCCGGUACCAGUUAUCUUGACUGCUUCAAAGGAGUGGAUCUUCGCCGAACUGAGAUCUGUACCGCUGCUUGGGUGGCCCAAAGUAUCUGCGGGUCAACGUUCAUAGGCUACUCAACCACUUUUUUCGAACAAGCUGGACUUCCUACCGUGGACGCCUUCGAUAUGUCAAUAGCACAAUACGCCAUCGCAGGGAUUGGCACCAUUCUGUCAUGGUGGGUCAUGACUUACGUUGGCCGGCGGAGAAUUUACCUCUUUGGAACAGCGACAAUGUGUAUUAUUCUUUUCAUUGUCGGCAUGCUCGGCAUUGCCCCCGCAAGCAACAAGGCGGGAUCAUGGGCUAUCGGCUCAAUGAUUCUCGUUUUUGCCUUUGUAUACGACUCUACGGUUGGCCCCGUAUGCUACUCUCUCGUUGCUGAGAUGUCGUCUACAAGACUACGAGCUAAGACGAUCGUCAUUGCGCGCAACUUUUACAACAUAGCAGGGCUUGUUACAAACGUCCUUAUAAACUAUCAACUAACUUCCACCGCGUGGAAUUGGGGCGCAAAGGCCGCUUUUUUCUGGCUUGGAUUGUGCUUCUUAUGUUUUGUUUGGUCUUUUUUCCGAUUGCCUGAGCCAAAGGGCAGAAGCUACAGUGAACUCGACAUUCUUUUCGAUCAAAGGGUUCCUGCGCGCCAGUUCAAACACACAAAAGUUGAUCCUUUCCAGGCGAAGCAAGUUUCGGUUAUCGAAAGCAAGGCAAAUGGGAAUAUGGAUGUUGUUUGA
Molecule: messenger RNA, 1680 nt
Organism: Penicillium odoratum
Lineage: Eukaryota; Fungi; Ascomycota; Eurotiomycetes; Eurotiales; Aspergillaceae
Exons: 1
Coding region: 1-1680 (559 amino acids)
Biological process (GO): transmembrane transport; carbohydrate transport
Cellular component (GO): membrane
Molecular function (GO): carbohydrate:proton symporter activity
Source: RefSeq, a predicted model, not a curated record